AGUCUGACCACAACCCAAGUGUGUGAUAGUGCAGUAAAACAGUGAAAUGGUCAAAGAAAUGCGCAUACAAUCCAUCUCCGUGUGGGACACCUGCCGUAUACACGUCCUGUCGUUCAUCUUCGGCGUCUGGGUGGUUUGCAAGAGGAUCGCCAAAUGGAUCUGGGAUCCCGCAGGGUUCCACAGCAUCCAAGUACGGGACAACCCGCCAUCCUGUUUAGUGGACUCGACCCUAGGCCAACACAAAUAUGUAAAGUUAAAGAGUGUUAAAUUACAUUACGUAGAAUCUGGUUCUAGAGAUCAACCCCUUAUUCUUCUCCUACAUGGCUUCCCAGACUGCUGGUUGAGCUGGAGGUACCAAAUUCCGACGCUUUCCCAGUAUUUCCGUGUGGUCGCGUUGGAUCUAAAAGGCUUCGGAGAUUCCGAUAAACCAAUAUGGAGGACCAGCUACAAGAUAGACACCAUUCUGGAUGAAAUCAAGCAGUUCAUUCACGCCCUAGGCGUCACAAACUGCAUAAUAAUAGGGCACGAUCUAGGUGCCAUGGUAGGUUGGUACUUGGUGCAUCAGUCACCGAAUUUGGUCAACAAGUUCUUCGCAGUGUCGUGUCCGCAUCCCAAUGUAUACUGGAAAUCUUUAAGCACCACCUGUAAUUAUCAGUGGCUGAAUUUCGUGCAAAUGCCCUACUUGCCAGAGAUUGAUGCGUUGAAAGAUGACGUGAAGAUCAUUGACCAGUAUUACAAGCACCUACCAGCGAAUGAUGUGUUUCUGGAAGCUUACAAAUACAGUUUCAGCCGGAAAGAAGAUUGGACAGGUCCAAUAAACUACUACAGAAAUCUUCCUUUCCUUAAGAUAAAUGAAGAUGUGGAUCAUAUCGAGCCAACAGUUAUCCUUAUAACUGGAAAUAAAGACGAAUACGUUACAUUAGAGGGUAUAGUGAAAUCAACAGAGUACUGUGAAAAAUUUCACAUGAAAAUUAUUGAAGGAGCAGAACAUUUUCCUCACCAGGAAAGUCCAGAAAUGUUUAAUAAAAUCAUCUUAAAAUAUGCCAUAACCAAACGAUUCGAAGCGUCAAAAUCUUUGGAGAGAUCCCCUUCGAAAAGAAUCAUGGAUGGACUUAUUGGCGCUGUCAGCAAUACGGUUAAGUACGGAAAUUCCGUCAUAGAUAACGUGCAAAAAAGGACGAACGGUGUCGUUAAUAGUAUACCGUCCAUAGGUUUAUCACUAAAUUACAAUCAACCAAAUUAAGAGAACUAAAGAAAGCCAAGAUACUUACGGCAUUACUAUGACCACAAUCAAGAAAUAAGUCACUUUUGUGAUGAAUCGAAUUUAAGAAUAUCUCAAGAAAUCAGCUAUACGAAAAUGAAUACCUAUGAAUAACACUCGUGCGAUAAGGCAAGUGACAAUGUGAUACCUACUUAAAAUUAUAUCAGUGGAAAAACCUAAAAUUCUGUGAAAAUUUGAUGAAUAAUAAUUCCACAUGCAGCUACAAAAUUGUGGAUUAAUUUGUCAGCUCUGUUAGAAGAUAGGAAGAUAGUAAAAUACAAUUCUAGGUAGGUAACGAACAUAUUAACGUUGUUAACGCUGUGUUCGUUGCCAACGUUUUAAAUUAUAGUGUCUUUCGUUUUUGAAAACAGUCAAAUUGUGAUUGAUGGAUGGAAAACAUUUAGGUAUUUUACCAAAAAUAAAAAGAAACCUAAUUAUUAGGCUCGAUUUAUUUUUUAAAUGCUUAGCGAACUUCUUCAGAAAUUUAUAGGUUUUGAUCUUUAUACAAUCAAUUAUUUUUUUUUUAUUUUAUGGAAUCAGAAACUCUCAAGAUACUUAUUAGCUAUUUUACACUUUUAUAUUUAUUUAUUAAUCUUGUUUGAAUUUUGUUUUUAUAAUUAUGUGUUAAAUAUACCAUGAUUUUUAAAUGUGUCUGCUUAUCGUCUGAAUUUCGAAAUUUAUCAAAUAAUUAU
Anoplophora glabripennis (Asian longhorned beetle) is the source of this 1953-nucleotide messenger RNA. Its product is annotated as epoxide hydrolase 4. The coding region runs from base 47 to 1243 and encodes 398 amino acids. Lineage: Eukaryota; Metazoa; Arthropoda; Insecta; Coleoptera; Cerambycidae. The transcript has 2 exons. The record is from RefSeq and is a predicted model, not a curated record. Gene Ontology annotation, molecular function: hydrolase activity.